AUGGACUCUGUGUUGGAACCUCAGCCCAAUGACAAUGCUCAAAACUUUCACCUGGAGUUGGGCUGGAAUCAACAAGAUGCUGUAAGUCAAGGCGGCUAUCAGGCUCAGUGCAAAAAAUUCAAGCCACCAGCCCCAGGAGAAAACACUCAAUGUCCCAAUAUUCAAAAACCAGUGUGUGGCACAGAUGGCCAGACCUACAAGAAUCUCUGUGAAUUCUGCAAGGUAGCUAUGGAACAGAAUGGACAGAUUGGCUACAAGCAUGAUGGAAAAUGCUAAACCUCCAAGUGGUUCAGUGCCUACAAUUUCCCUCACUAACUCACCUUCAAUAAAAAUAA
Molecule: messenger RNA, 335 nt
Organism: Vombatus ursinus (common wombat)
Lineage: Eukaryota; Metazoa; Chordata; Mammalia; Diprotodontia; Vombatidae
Product: serine protease inhibitor Kazal-type 12-like
Exons: 5
Coding region: 1-276 (91 amino acids)
Molecular function (GO): protein binding
Source: RefSeq, a predicted model, not a curated record